AUCACCGGUAAGGUAGUUGAAACCUCCGCCCAAUUUCGAUACACUCUAGACAAGACAUCAAUACUCUUCCCUUUCGCUUCUCUUUUUCAAAUAUAAAUCCCCUCACUUUUCUCCAUUUCUUUUCUUCUUCUCCAAAACACACUCUUGAACUCGUCGCCCAUCUCCAACAAUAAUGCCAGACCUUCUACAAUCCGCAUUCCUUCCUUCCACUUCCUCCCCAUUUCUUCGCGCAACCUACAGCAGCAGGCGCCUCCUGCAACUGCCUAGACCCACCAGGAAGACUCAAAUCUGCGCCAAGAUCCGCGAAAUCUUCAUGCCUGCCCUUAGUUCUACCAUGACUGAGGGCAAGAUCGUCUCCUGGAUUAAGUCCGAAGGGGAAAAACUCUCCAAGGGCGAGAGUGUUGUCGUCGUUGAGUCCGAUAAGGCUGACAUGGAUGUCGAGACGUUUUAUGAUGGUUUCCUUGCUAAGAUUAUGGUGGAGGAAGGUGGGGUCGCGGUGGUGGGGUCCGCUAUUGCUUUGUUGGCUGAGACAGAGGAGGAAAUCGCAGAGGCUCUGGCGAAAGCGGCUUCUACUGGUGGUGGUGGGUCGGCUGAGGCGGCACCGAGUGAGUCAGUGAAAGAGACAAAAUCGGAAGUGGAAAAGGUUGUUGAAAAGGUAGGGCCGUCACUGCCAGCGGUGCAGAAGGUGGUGGGGUUGAGUGUGCAUCCGGCGUCAGAGGGAGGGAAGAGGAUAGUGGCCUCUCCGUAUGCGAAGAAGCUGGCGAAGGAGUUGAAGGUUGAGCUGGGGAGAGUGGUGGGGACUGGGCCAUUGGGGAGGAUUGUGGCUAAGGAUGUUGAGGCGGCUGCGGCAGAGGCUACAGCUCCUAUGGCUGCUUCUUCUGGUGGGGUGGCAGCUAAGACAAUGCCUGCGGCAGCAGGAAUUGAGUUGGGAAGUGUGGUGCCAUUCACGACAAUGCAGGGUGCUGUGAGCAGAAACAUGGUGCAGAGUUUGAGUGUUCCUACUUUUAGAGUUGGUUAUACUAUUACCACUGAUGCUCUUGAUGCUUUGUAUAAGAAGAUCAAGUCCAAGGGAGUGACAAUGACUGCAUUGCUUGCGAAGGCGACGGCACUUGCACUGGCUAAACACCCUGUUGUGAAUUCUAGUUGUAGAGAUGGUAAUAGCUUUACAUAUAAUAGUAGCAUCAACAUUGCUGUCGCUGUGGCUAUAGAUGGCGGGUUGAUUACGCCAGUGCUUCAGGAUGCUGACAAGGCCGACAUCUACACAUUGUCAAGAAAAUGGAAAGAGUUAGUUGAUAAAGCUCGUGCCAAGCAGCUGCAACCUCAUGAAUACAAUACAGGAACUUUCACUCUUUCUAACCUUGGAAUGUUUGGCGUGGACCGUUUUGAUGCCAUUCUACCACCUGGAACAGGCGCAAUAAUGGCCGUUGGGGCAUCUGAGCCCACGGUUGUUGCAACCAAGGAUGGUCGGAUAGGAAUGAAGAACCAGAUGCAGGUAAAUGUUACAGCUGAUCAUCGUGUAAUAUAUGGUGCUGAUCUAGCUCAAUUCUUGCAAACCCUGGCAAAAAUUAUCGAGGAUCCCAAAGAUCUUACAUUCUAGUCAAGCAUCUCCAUCAUCAAUUGAGUUCUUCGCUUUUCUAAUUCUCGGAUAUCUUCAUUGUAUGUUCAUUUUCUCCGGUCAUCAAUACGUAAUCUUAAUGGUGUAGAAUCAUAUAUGCUGAAAAUUGUGGGAUCUAAUCACGUGUCCAAAGUCCCAAAAAAAACAGGAGCAGAUAGAUUUUGAAGUGCCAUGUUUAUUUCCCAUCUUAA
Mangifera indica (mango) is the source of this 1806-nucleotide messenger RNA. RefSeq names its product dihydrolipoyllysine-residue acetyltransferase component 5 of pyruvate dehydrogenase complex, chloroplastic-like. The record is from RefSeq and is a predicted model, not a curated record. The transcript has 6 exons. Gene Ontology annotation, biological process: pyruvate decarboxylation to acetyl-CoA. Gene Ontology annotation, cellular component: chloroplast thylakoid; pyruvate dehydrogenase complex; chloroplast envelope. NCBI's taxonomy places the organism in Eukaryota, Viridiplantae, Streptophyta, Magnoliopsida, Sapindales, Anacardiaceae. Gene Ontology annotation, molecular function: dihydrolipoyllysine-residue acetyltransferase activity. Bases 173 to 1597 code for a protein of 474 amino acids.